AUGUCCGACGCAGACUUCGAGACCGUCCGGAAGCUCCAGGCGGAGCGCAACGCUGCCGCCGCUGCGAGAAAGGGUUCGCGCAACAACGACUCCAACCAGCGACCCGAUACGAAGCAGAGCCUCACCGAAAGCUUCGACACCGACCUCUACGAUCGCAGCAAUGGCGUCGACAAGUUUGCCGGAUACAACACGUCCAUUCCCACGGGCGACGAUGAUGAUGAAGAGAUGGAAGGAGCCGACAACACGCGCCGGCUCGUUGGUCAAUACACGGCUUCACGUGCCAUGAUCGACGAGUUCGCGCGCGGCGAUGGCGUCGAGGAAGACGACCCCUUGGCAGGCCGGGGUGAGCGCAGCAACAGGAUCACUGAUCGCGAGACUGAUUACCAGAAGCGACGAUUCGAUCGCGCCCUGACUCCCACCCGAGCCGACGCUUUCGCUGCCAACGGCAAGACUGGCGCCGCCGAGGAGGGAUCCAGAUAUCGCGAUACCAUGAAGGAGCGCGAGCUCGAGAGAGAGGAGGAACGCGUCCGCCGCGCCAUCGAAGCCAAGGCUUCGGGCAGGGAAGAGGAGGACGGCAACGUUGCCCAAGCGACCCUGAAGGAUAGCGACAAGGAAAACGCCGAUGCUGGUUCGACCGAGGCCGCCGCGGCAGGCAGAAAGCGCAAGAAGAGAUGGGACGUUUCGUCCACGCCAGCCGAGGAUGAAGCAGCCCCUCAAGCUUCAGAGCCCGUCAAAUCGAAGCGUUCUCGAUGGGAUCAGACGCCAGCUCCCCCUGGCGUGGAAUCCACCGAUGGCCCGAAGAAACGAUCUCGAUGGGAUCAAGCACCGUCUGCCACCCCCAUGGGCAACCAGGGCCUUGCGACACCGAUGCAUCCCUCCCAGUCGAGCGGCGCCGUUCUACCGACCACCUUUGGCACCGACAUCUCUGGGCGCAACAUGCCUCUCAGUGACGAAGAGUUGGAUAUGCUCCUCCCAGGUGAGGAUCAAGGAUACAAGAUUCUCGAGCCUCCUCCAGGAUACGCCCCGGUACGAGCGCCUGCGCACAAGCUCAUGGCUACGCCGUCGCCGCAGACGGGCUUCAUGAUGCAGGACCCCGACGCCGUCAGAUUGAGCGGAAAGCCCAUGCCGGCCGAAAUCCCCGGUAUCGGUGACUUGCAGUUCUUCAAGGCCGAGGAUAUGGCAUACUUCGGUAAGCUGACCGACGGUUCUGACGAGAACAGCCUGAGCGUUGAGGAGAUGAAGGAGAGGAAGAUCAUGAGGCUGCUCUUGAAAGUCAAGAACGGUACUCCACCAAUGCGUAAAACUGCUCUGAGACAGCUCACCGACAAUGCCAGGCAGUUUGGAGCCGGUCCGCUCUUCGACCAGAUUCUUCCCCUGCUCAUGGAGAAGACGCUGGAAGAUCAAGAACGCCACUUGCUCGUCAAGGUCAUCGAUCGUAUCCUCUACAAGCUCGAUGAUCUCGUACGGCCGUUCGUCCACAAGAUUUUGGUCGUUAUCGAGCCGCUGCUCAUCGACCAAGACUACUACGCCAGAGUCGAGGGUCGUGAGAUUAUCUCCAACCUCAGUAAAGCAGCUGGUCUGGCCACCAUGAUCAGCACAAUGAGACCCGAUAUCGAUCACGUAGACGAGUACGUACGAAACACCACCGCCAGAGCUUUCGCUGUUGUUGCCUCGGCACUAGGCAUCCCAGCUCUUCUGCCGUUCCUCCGAGCCGUUUGCCGAAGCAAAAAGUCGUGGCAGGCCCGUCACACCGGUGUCAAGAUCGUUCAGCAGAUCCCGAUUCUCAUGGGUUGUGCUGUUCUGCCGCAUCUGAAGGGAUUGGUGGACUGCAUCGGUCCUAACCUCAACGACGAACAGACCAAGGUCAGAACUGUCACCAGUUUGGCGAUCGCGGCGCUCGCCGAGGCCUCCAGUCCCUACGGUAUUGAGAGCUUUGACGACAUCCUCAACCCGCUAUGGACCGGUGCUCGCAAGCAGCGUGGCAAGGGUCUGGCUGGAUUCCUCAAGGCUGUGGGUUACAUCAUUCCUCUCAUGGACGAGGAAUACGCCAACUACUAUACCAGUCAAAUCAUGGAGAUCUUGCUCCGUGAGUUCUCGUCUCCGGACGAGGAAAUGAAGAAGGUUGUCCUGAAGGUGGUGUCCCAGUGCGCUGGCACUGAUGGUGUCACGGCAGGAUACCUCAAGGAACACGUCUUGGACGAAUUCUUCAAGAGCUUCUGGGUAAGGCGGAUGGCCCUUGAUAAGCGAAACUACAAGCAGGUCGUCGAAACUACUGUGGACAUCGGCCAGAAGGUCGGGGCCAGCGAAAUCUUGGAGCGGAUCGUGGUCAAUCUUCAAGACGAAAGCGAAGCCUACAGAAAGAUGACGAUCGAGACGGUGGAGAAGAUUGUGGCCAGCUUGGGAGCAGCAGAUAUCGGCGAGCGACUCGAGGAGCGCUUGAUUGACGGUAUUCUGGUCACUUUCAAGUCCCAGACUGUGGAGGACAUCGUCGUGCUCAACGGUUUCGGCUCUGUCGUCAACGCUCUGGGCACCCGUUGCAAGCCGUACCUGCAACAGAUUUGCAGUGACAUCCUGUGGCGCCUAAAUGACAAGUCGCCAACAGUGCGACAACAAGCAGCCGACCUCAUCUCGCGUAUUGCCAUGGUCAUGAAGCAGUGCGGAGAGGAUGCUAUGAUGGGCAGAAUCGGUGUUGUCCUGUACGAGUACCUGGGUGAAGAGUACCCCGAAGUUCUCGGAUCUAUCCUGGGUGCGCUCCGUUCCAUCGUCACGGUUGUCGGUAUCUCGCAGAUGCAGCCUCCGAUUAAGGACCUGCUGCCUAGACUUACCCCGAUUCUGCGCAACCGACACGAAAAGGUCCAGGAAAACACCAUCGACCUCGUCGGUCGUAUCGCUGAUCGGGGCCCUGAGAGCGUCAACGCCCGCGAGUGGAUGCGUAUCUGCUUCGAGCUGCUCGACAUGUUGAAGGCGCACAAGAAGGGCAUUCGUCGUGCCGCCAACAACACGUUUGGUUUCAUCGCCAAAGCCAUUGGUCCUCAGGAUGUUCUUGCUACGCUGCUCAACAAUCUGCGCGUACAGGAGCGUCAGUCGCGUGUCAACACCGCCGUUGCUAUUGGUAUCGUCGCCGAGACUUGCGCGCCCUUCACCGUCCUCCCUGCCCUUAUGAACGAGUACCGCGUGCCUGAGCUAAACGUCCAAAAUGGUGUUCUCAAGUCGCUGUCAUUCCUCUUCGAGUACAUCGGAGAGAUGGCCAAGGAUUACGUCUACGCCGUCACCCCACUCCUCGAGGAUGCCCUCAUCGACCGCGACCAGGUCCAUCGUCAGACUGCUGCCUCCGUCGUCAAGCACAUUGCGCUCGGCGUCGUCGGUCUCGGCUGCGAGGAUGCUAUGGUCCAUCUCCUUAACCUCCUCUACCCCAACCUCUUCGAAACCAGUCCGCACGUCAUCGACCGUAUCAUCGAGGCCAUCGAAGCCAUCCGCAUGGCCGUCGGUCCCGGUGUCGUCCUCAACUACGUCUGGGCGGGUCUCUUCCACCCGGCCCGCAAGGUCCGCCAGCCGUACUGGCGCCUCUACAACGACGCCUACGUCCAGGGCGCCGACGCCAUGGUGCCCUACUACCCCAACCUCGACGAGGAGAAGGUCGACAGGUCGGAGCUGGCCAUCAUGCUAUAG
Molecule: messenger RNA, 3669 nt
Organism: Colletotrichum karsti
Lineage: Eukaryota; Fungi; Ascomycota; Sordariomycetes; Glomerellales; Glomerellaceae
Product: u2 snrnp component prp10
Exons: 1
Coding region: 1-3669 (1222 amino acids)
Biological process (GO): spliceosomal complex assembly
Cellular component (GO): U2 snRNP; catalytic step 2 spliceosome; U2-type prespliceosome
Molecular function (GO): mRNA binding
Source: RefSeq, a predicted model, not a curated record